AUGGACGAGGCGUCCGCGAGGUGGGAAACGCGAGGGAUGUGGGAGAUGCAGGGGCCGUGGGGGUGGAUGCAGGUGGAUGGAUGCCAUGGAGGACGGGCGACGCAGAGACGCAGAGGCAUGACAGGCGAAGACGACACAGCGGGGUGGAGAGCGCGCACCGGAGAGCACAACUCGGACGAGCACGAGCGCGAGCUGGAAAAGCCUGGGAGGUGGAGGAAGGGGGAGGCGACGCGGGGAACAGAUAGGACUCACCAAAGGAGAUUGGGCGACCCACAGAACGGCCGCGCGCACGAGCGCAAUGACGCCGCGUGGACGAAGCAUCGAGGGACAUGGGCAAGGUGGACAAUGUGGGUGAGACGCGUGACACGGGGGAGACGGGAGAUGUGGGGAUGCGUGGCGCUGAGGACGUGGAGCGGAUACGCGGCAGGGACGCAGUUGAGGAGGCGGAGGGCAGCGCGGGCGGGCGGCAACGGCAAGGCAGAGGACGACAAGGCGGAGGCACAGGACAGGGGCGAGCUAGAGGAUGGUGAGGUGGUGAGGCGGAGAGGAUGA
Epithele typhae is the source of this 552-nucleotide messenger RNA. RefSeq lists its product as uncharacterized. NCBI's taxonomy places the organism in Eukaryota, Fungi, Basidiomycota, Agaricomycetes, Polyporales, Epitheliaceae. The record is from RefSeq and is a predicted model, not a curated record. Bases 1 to 552 code for a protein of 183 amino acids. The transcript has a single exon.